CAUUUCACAUAUCUGUGAAACAGACUAAGCGAUAUGGAUUUCCCAUUCGUUUUCAAAAAUUCGAUGUGUUAACACCUUUGAAAAUAGUUUUAGUCCCACGUUUACCGGUGCCUAUUGUGUUGUUUCCUAGAUCCUAUUUCUGUAAAUAGGCCGAGUUCCAUUUAGUUGGCCUUUUAGAAGGAAAUUAGGAUUACUUAACGCUGCUUCCAAAGCAAAAGAACAUCAUCAUGUGCUGCGGACCCUGUGGACCCCGAUGCUGCGAUCCGUGUGGCGGGUGCUACAACUGCUGCGUGGAGCUCUGCUGUGUGCCCUGCACCCCGGCUUACAUUCAGUGCACCUUUAUGCCGUGCGGCCCCAGGGGCUGCUGCUAAAGUGGGAAGAAGCUAGGUGCCGAAACACGUCCGACAAUAUUGUACUUGAAACAUUUGUAGAUACCCAAAUGUCGUAAUAAACGAAUUCAAUAAAUGUAA
Molecule: messenger RNA, 470 nt
Organism: Drosophila santomea
Lineage: Eukaryota; Metazoa; Arthropoda; Insecta; Diptera; Drosophilidae
Product: male-specific sperm protein Mst84Dd
Exons: 3
Coding region: 228-371 (47 amino acids)
Source: RefSeq, a predicted model, not a curated record